AUGCAGUCCGCCUCCAGCGUUUCCUCCCGCUCCCAGCGAAGUCCGUCAGCCCAGCAUUUCCCAUCCGGUUCAGGGAGCAGUGUGGAAUCCGCCAUGACCUCCGCACCACGCAGUUCGUCGAGCUCGACGAGAUCUCAAUCCUCAAAGAGCGUGGUACCCGAGAAACAGAUCAACCAAAUCGAAAAGAGUGUCACCCAUCUGCUGGUCGCCACGAAGCAACUGCUAGAGACACUGACACAGUGGUCCCGCCGACAAGCCUCAGAGAAUGAAGUGUCAGACGUCUACGUACGGCUGGGCUAUGAGUUCAACCUGGCUUGUCGCGCCUUCAAUGCCAUCGGAGUUGACACCUCAGAUCUUGGCCCCGUACCCGACCUCCUGCGUACGAUCCUCGAAGAUACUCUUAGCCAAGAUGCAUCCCCACAGAGUCUCGAGCGCUACCUCCCUCGAGUUCGCGACAUCAUCAUUAACCUCCUACAUGGACUCAAGAAAAAGCAGGCUCGACUACGUGCGCGGCAACAGAAGGAGGAAAGUAGGCCAUUGCCCGGUCGGCAUACAAGUGCAAGUAGUGCAACUUCGGCACAGGCGGCGUUGAAUCAAGCAUAUGAGGACACUGCCUCCACGGUAACGUCUCCGAAGCGAUCGACUCGGCGAUUUGGCAGUAAUGGCUCUAUGGAGGAUCCUUCCAUGGCCCGGGCGUCUUCGGCGGCAUCGGCUGAUGUGCGAGGAGCGAGCUAUUCCGAACGAGAUGCGUCGAGGCGCGAGGCACAAAACAUUCUGUCGCAAGGAUCUCAACCAGAAUCUGGUGCAACUCCCAAGGGCUCCGUGACUUCGAUCAACGCGCCACCUUAUCCCACACCGCCCCCUCCGCCCGCCCCGAAACAAGACGAUGCUCUCGGUGCUCUGCAGAGAAGCGGGGAGCUGGAACGUCGGGCCUCGCGAAGGUUCUCGGCCUAUCAGAUACAAAAACAUCUGGGAACUUCUUCAAGCGGUGUUCCAGUCCUUCCGACCCAAAAUUCCCCGAUCCCGAAUCGAGGGCGUGAUGUUCGGGAGUCGCUGAACGCUGUGCGUCUACGCGGGUCAGUCCAUGGACGACAGCGAUCGACAAAUCGGCUGCAGGACGCAAAGGUCGCUUCACAGGCGCCUUCGAGCGUUCCCAGUAUCGAAGAGGAGCGCCCAAAAUCUCGCGUUGGGUCACCUGCAGAACUUCCAGCGGAGGGCGCUACUGCCGCCAAAGACAAGUCUGUUGAACGCCCUGGAAGUGGACCGGCAGAUCACCCGGCUAUUGGACGGCAGCCCGAUCUCCCACGACCUUCUGAAGAGCCGUCCCUCGCGGAGGCAUUUGAACCUGUAAAGGAUGCUGCCCCUACCGCGGCUGCCCGCCCAGGAACGCCUAAAUCUGAACGUCAGGAGCCAGCUGUGUCUGCUUCUACUCCACCUCAAUCAGUCCAAUACUCCCCUGAGCAGCAGUCCCCAGGCAAGGAGCUCACUCUAUUCCUCCAAUACAGAAGCAAGAUCAAGAAAUACGUUCUCCCAGAAGGAUAUACUGGCCUUACUAUCGGGAGACUGCAGCUAGCUUUUAUUGAGAAGUUCGCUUGGAACACCCACAACAACGGGGUUGACUUGCCGGAAAUCUAUAUUCAGGACCCAGUAUCAGGGGUCCGGCACGAGCUGGAGGAUCUGGCUGAUGUCAAGGACCGAUCUGUGUUGGUGUUGAAUGUUGAUAUUCUGGAUGAGGUCAAGAAGCAUUUUGACGAUGAAUUCGGUGGAGUCCGUCGCAUGAUCGAAGGUGUUAAAGGGGCCCUCGAGGGCCAAGAAAGCAUGAUGCAACGUGUGUCGGACCGUCAACUGGAAGCUGCGAAAGAAAUGGCUCGCCUUGCUGCUGCGCCUCCUGUGCCUGUCGCAGCUACCGCCAAGACUGGCGAAACCCGGAAGGGUCCUAUUGCGGGGAGCGACAGUCAAAUCGCCGAGCUUCAGAGUUUGCGACGUGACCUUGCUGUACUACGUCAGACGUACUCGAACUUCACCGCCGAUAUUGCAAGCUCAAUGAGCGCGAUCCGUACCAAAGCAGGUGGACUGAAGACGGCUGCAGCUAACGUCACCGUACCGUCGUUCGAAGGCGAUGCAGGCCGUGUGCGUGUGAAUUCUGGGAAGAAGGAGCUUGCCGAAGAGUCAGAACGUCUUGUGGCGCGGGUUGAUGACCUCCAAGAUUUGGUUGAGGAUCUCCGCAAAGAUGUCGUGACUCGUGGUGUCCGACCGCUCCCCAGGCAACUGGAGUCGGUGAGUAAGGACAUCAGCGCCGUCACCAAGGAGAUCAAGAAGAUGCAAGAUUUCCUUAAGCGGGAGAAACCCGUCUGGACCAAGAUCUGGGAGAAGGAACUUCAGCAAGUCUGUGAGGAGCGUGACCAGCUUACUAUGCAAGAGGACCUCGCAGCUGAUCUUCAGGAUGAUCUGGAGAAGGCAGCUCAGACUUUUGCACUUGUUGAGCAGGCCACAAAGCAGCAGGCGAUGCAGAACAAUACAGGCGGUCCCACAUUGCGCAACACCUCGCGGAAUGUUGUGAUUGAUCCGGCUGUGGAUCCCAUGAAGGCCAAAGACAGCGUCUUGGGUGAGGUGCGCGCCUUGCAGCCGAACCAUGAAUCUCGCUUGGAAGCGAUUGAGCGGGCAGAGAAGGCACGCCAGAAGGAGCUGGAGACUCGCCGUAUCGGGCUUUUCCAGAAGGAGCUCGGAGCGUUUGUCGAGGAAGGCAAGUUGAAGAAGAGUGGUGGUGUGGAGGAGGCCGAAAGACUCCGUCGGGCCAAAGAUGACCGCAUUCGCAAGGAGGUCUGGGAGAGACAACAGGCCAGGGCGGCCGAAAUGGAAAAGGCAGAAGCAGAAGCCGCUGCAGCGCAAGCGGAGCAGGCUGAGGAGCCAGCCGAAGACGCAGAGGCCGCAGAGGCGGAGCCUGAUGCAGACAUGGCUGAAGAGGCAAAUGCUGAGAAGGAGGACUCUGGAAAGGAGGAGGAAGUAACUAUGGUCAAAGGAAAGUCUCCGGUUCCGGAAGACUCGGAUGAAGCAGAAGAAGAGCAAAGGGAAACGUUCCUUGAUGCCGAGGAGCACGAGGAAACCGACAAAGAAGCAACCACUGCGCAUGAACAGAAGCCGGAUCAUGAGCAAUAG
Aspergillus luchuensis is the source of this 3156-nucleotide messenger RNA. It is a transcript of the gene BUD6, whose product is annotated as formin-mediated actin nucleation enhancer. Gene Ontology annotation, cellular component: cytoplasm; cell tip. Bases 1 to 3156 code for a protein of 1051 amino acids. Gene Ontology annotation, biological process: establishment of cell polarity. Lineage: Eukaryota; Fungi; Ascomycota; Eurotiomycetes; Eurotiales; Aspergillaceae. The transcript has 2 exons. The record is from RefSeq and is a predicted model, not a curated record. Gene Ontology annotation, molecular function: cytoskeletal regulatory protein binding.